Molecule: messenger RNA, 868 nt
Organism: Symbiodinium necroappetens
Lineage: Eukaryota; Dinophyceae; Suessiales; Symbiodiniaceae
Source: the annotation of a GenBank genome assembly
AUGGGUAUGGAGGAUGCCCUGGAGCUCUUCGUCAGCUACCUUCAGCCGCUCUUGCCGGACUGGCUGGUGCGCUUUCUGGUGCGCAUCGUCCUUGGCCAUGCACUGAGGCAGCUCUGGAGGCUGCGCUGGCCGCAGAAAGAGCUUCGCCUCGUCUCGAGGGUGAAGCAGUUGGCCUCUGAGGAAAUUGCCUUCGAGACGGCGGCAGCAAAUGAACAGCAUUACGAAGUGCCCACUCCCUUUUUCCUUAGCUCUCUCGGCCCACGCCUCAAGUACUCAAGCUGCGAGUGGCCUGGCCCAGAUGCAACACUGGCAGAGGCCGAGACUCACACGCUUGCCAAGUAUGCCGAGUUGCUGGGCGUGGCUGACGGUCAACGUGUGCUCGACAUCGGCUGUGGUUGGGGAAGUUUCAGCCUCUAUGCGGCUGAGCGGUUUCCGAAGACCACGUUCGUGUGCUUCUCCAACUCUAGCACACAGAUCGCCCACAUCACUGGUGAGGCCAGUCGCCGCGGCCUGACGAAUCUCACAGCGCUAAAGAUGGACAUCAAUGCGCUGUCAGCAACAGCUUUGGAGGAGCGGGGUGGGCUCCCUCUCUACGACCGUAUUUUCGCCUGUGAGAGCCUGGAGCACUCGCGCAACUACCAGGCCCUCUUUGCCCGCAUUGCAAAGGUCCUGGCGCCCGAUGGCCGCUUUUUUGUGCAAAUCCUGGGCCACAGGGAGAGUGUGAGAAAAUCCUUGCUGAUGGGAAAUCGCUUGCUGUCGGGCGAACGCGGUUCCAGGAGUGGCGCAUGUUUUACCUCAUGUGCUCCGAAGCCUUUGGAUUCCGCGAUGGGCGCGAGUGGAUGGUCGGCUAUUACGUCUUCAAGAGAAG